CGGAAGCAGCUGGUGAAACAGAAAAUAUGAGCAAACGCCUUACCUGCAGAGUAACAGGUUUCACUUUACAGAAAGGUAUUUCAUAGUUUGGCUUUGAAACGAUAAAUACAUAUUAAGAGACGUUUUUUUUCUGUAUCCUAUUUAACUACCUGGAUAUUAGAUUGCUGAGUGAAGAAUGGAAGAACAACACAGAAAGAUUCUUCGGCAAAACAGGAUCAUCUUAGUUCGAGAUCUGGAUCCUUCCAGCCUUUAUGACGCCCUUUUUCAAAAGGGUGUUUUCACCCAGGGGAUGAUUGAUGAGAUAAAGGGCUCUGGAGGCAAGCAGAACCAGGCCAGACAGCUGGUGAUUGACUUAGAAACCAGAGGAAGUCGAGCCUUUCCGCUCUUCCUGGACUGCCUUCGUGAAUCAGGUCAGCAGGAUCUGCUGGAGGUCUUACUAAAUGGUUCUCCAGCAGCUCCCCUUCAGCCUGCAGCACCUUUCGCUCACCGCCCUGUUGUGAAACCUCUGCCAAUCAAAUCUCCAAUUGAGGUUAAAAAAAUAGAUAUUGUCCCCAUCUGUCCUGUGGAGAUUCCCAGUAAGUCUCCCAGUCCAGCACCUGAGAAGGAUUACUUUAAACCAAGACCUGAAGGCAGAACACGUCGGGAUAGUCUUCAGUGCUAUAAAAUGGAUUCCAACCCAUGCGGUUACUGCCUCAUCAUAAACAACGUGGAGUUUGAACUGGAUUCUCGGCUCAGCCAUCGCAAAGGCUCGAACGUCGACUGUGAGAAGCUGGAGAGACGAUUCAAAUCCAUGAACUUUACCGUGGAAGUCAAGACCAACCUGAGACAGAGACAAAUUAAACAUGAACUGUCAGCGUUGUCUCGAAUGGAUCACUCUUCGUACGACUGCUGUGUGGUCAUCAUGCUCUCCCAUGGGACCGAGGUGACUCACAAGCGUUUCCCUGGCGCCGUGUACGGCGUAGAUGGACAGCACAUCACAGUUCAGAACAUCACAAACUACCUCAAAGGAGAGAACUGCCCUUCUUUGCAAGGGAAACCCAAACUGUUCUUCAUCCAAGCUUGUGGAGGAGAUGAGAAAGACAUAGGAUUUGAGAUUUCUCCUGAGGAAGCCUCCCUGUCCGUCGGCGGGGAGGAUGAUGAGACGGAUGCCAUCCCGACGUCGUCCAGCAGCGACUCUUUGACUGAUGAGGUAGACGCCAGAGUGACGCUGCCAAGCCCCAGCGACAUCCUGGUGUGCUACUCUACUUUCCCAGGUUACGUCGCCUGGAGAGACGCUCAGGCAGGAUCUUGGUACAUCGAAACACUGGAUCGCAUCCUGGAGGAGAAUGCAGCCACUGAUGACUUGGUCACCAUGCUGAUGAUGGUCAACAAUGAGGUUGCCCAAAACUCUGCAAAAGGCCUUUACAAGCAGAUGCCUGGAAAUUUCAACUUCCUACGAAAGCUUCUCUACUUUCAAACCUCGGCAUAGAGGAAGACUCUCCAUCUUCACCACAUGUUUGGUUCUUUACUGUAGAAUACAUGUUUUUUGGAAGAUGUGGGUAUUUUUAAAAAAAUCAUAUUUGCACUUGUUGUAUGGAAAUAACGUCUUAUUGUGGAUGUUUUUUUAAAUGUUGCUUAAAUGGAAUUUCUUUGCAUGAUUCAUCAAUAAUUCUGCUAAGAAUGUGAAUGAAUGCUGUAGAAGUUAUAGCUUCUUUUGUGGAGAAAAAAAAGUACAAUAAAUGACUCCAAGAUUGAUCAUUGCAAGUUAGGGUUAAGAACUCGUGUUUAAUUUCUGUUUAUUAAUAAAAAAAAAAGCAGAAAAUCUAUUUCCAGUUCCUUUAGGUCUGGUUAUGGAGCUGAAAGAAUCCUAUUACUAGUGUGACAGAAGAUCAACCUGAAAGAAAAAGGAAUAGAAAAGAUAAAACAUCUUUAGAAGAUUUGAAGAUCAGUUUUGUCCUUAUUGAGGUUAUUUCUGCUCUGGAUUCUCAUGUUUCUUUAUUGUAUUCAGAUGUUUUGAACUCAUGGAUACAUGUUUUUUAAGUUUUUCUCUGGACAGCAUUACUUUUUAUGUAUAUGAAAAAGAUUUUUUAAAACUUUUUUCAAGUUUUAAGAAUAAAAACUUUCUAAGGUUUUUAAGAAUUUUUUUUAAAUCUAGUAUCAAACUGCCUCUGAGGAAAAUCC
Cyprinodon variegatus (sheepshead minnow) is the source of this 2160-nucleotide messenger RNA. RefSeq names its product caspase 9 (gene casp9). The transcript has 10 exons. Bases 176 to 1468 code for a protein of 430 amino acids. NCBI's taxonomy places the organism in Eukaryota, Metazoa, Chordata, Actinopteri, Cyprinodontiformes, Cyprinodontidae. Gene Ontology annotation, cellular component: cytoplasm. The record is from RefSeq and is a predicted model, not a curated record. Gene Ontology annotation, biological process: apoptotic process; intrinsic apoptotic signaling pathway in response to DNA damage; regulation of apoptotic process.